GUUUCAAAGCGUCCCCCUAUUCAAUCGAUGUCUUUGGCUUCAUCCAGUUCUGUUCGAAAUGCGAGGAGAGAUGAGGCAUUGUAUUAAAAAUAUUAACGGUAUCGUAUCUGAAUUGUAUACUAUAUACCAGUGCAUACGGUAUCACCAAUAAGGAAAAACAGAAACCCGAUUUUAAAUGGCAUAAUCUAUAUAUGCCCAAAAGCCCAAGAGAAGCGGAACAGACCCAGGGAGUUUAUUCCUGGAGCUACGCGACCAUAGCCGCUUCAUAGCGGCUAAACAAAGUUGUUUUGGCCUUUCUUACCCUGAAGGGUAUAUCUCACUCUUUCAGUAAGUAAUAGCGCGGCCUGAAGUAACUAAACUGUCACCAUGAGCUCUCGUCAGUGCAAGAGCUGCGGCGGCACGGAUAUAGACAUCGACCAGGCCCGGGGCAGUGCAGUUUGCAUGGGCUGCGGUUCCGUGUUAGAGGACAACAUCAUAGUAUCAGAGGUGCAAUUCGUGGAGAACAGUGGGGGCGGAUCCUCAGCCGUGGGACAGUUCGUCUCUUCAGAUGGUACAGGGAAGGCCCCAGCCUUGGGGAGUGGGUUCCACACCAGCUUGGGAAAGGAGUCUCGGGCCCAGACGCUGCAGAACGGGAAACGGCAGAUCCAUAACCUGGGCAACCAGCUGCAGCUGAACCAGCACUGCCUGGACACGGCUUUCAACUUCUUCAAGAUGGCAGUGAGCAAGCACCUGACACGGGGCCGGAAGAUGGCCCACGUGAUCGCCGCCUGCCUUUACCUGGUCUGCCGGACGGAGGGCACGCCUCAUAUGCUCCUGGACCUGAGUGAUCUCUUGCAGGUGAAUGUCUACAUCCUGGGCAGAACCUUCCUCCUACUGGCCAGAGAGCUGUGCAUCAACGCCCCUGCCAUAGACCCUUGCCUCUACAUACCCCGCUUUGCCCACAUGCUGGAGUUUGGGGAGAAGAACCAUGAGGUCUCCAUGACAGCGCUGCGGCUGCUGCAGAGGAUGAAGAGGGACUGGAUGCACACGGGCCGCCGGCCGUCCGGGCUGUGCGGGGCGGCCUUACUGGUCGCCGCCCGCAUGCACGAUUUCCGCCGCACGGUGAAGGACGUCAUCGGCGUGGUGAAGGUGUGCGAGGCCACGCUGAGGAAGAGGUUGACAGAGUUUGAAGACACGCCCACCAGUCAGCUGACCAUCGAUGAGUUCAUGAAAGUAGACCUUGAGCAGGAAUGUGACCCGCCAGCGUUUACCGCUGGGCAGAAGAAGCUGAAGCUGCAGCAGCUUGAGCAAGAAUUGGCCAAGCUUGAUGAAGUUCAAGGUGAGAUCAGCUGUUACCAGGAUGAGAUUGAGACGGAGCUGGAGAACAGCAGGCCCAAACUGAGGGGGAUCUACGCGGCGUAUGCCAGAGAAGCCCCAGACUGCCACGACGAACUCGCCGACGAGGAGCAGGAGGACGAGGAGCUGGAGGCUGCGGCAAAACACCUCAACCGGGAGUUCCUCAGCACGGUGCUCCCGGGGAAAGCAGAGGAGGCGACCUCGGAACCACCGCUGCCCAAAGAGCUCCCCCUGCUGGGCCCCCUGCCAACUGCCGCCAGCCUGGGUCUCACGGAGACUCUUCGGGAGUGCAUCGAUCGGGAGAAGGAGGACGAAGAAAAUUCUGAAAAUGGAGAGCUGAACCUGGAUGGCAUCGAUGAAGAGGAGAUCGAGAGGUAUAUUCUGAACGACAAAGAGGUGAAGAUUAAGACGGAGCUGUGGAUGAAGCAGAACGAGGAAUAUCUGAAAGAACAGAGAGAGAAGGAAGAAAGGAUAGCAAAAGAAAAGGAGCUGGGAAUCUACAAGGAACAGAAGCCCAAGAAGUCGGGUCGGAGGCGGGAGCCAAUCCACGCCAGCACGGCGGGCGAGGCCAUCGAGAAGAUGCUGGAGCAGAAGAAGAUCUCCAGCAAGAUCAACUACGACGUGCUGCGCGACCUCAACAGCAAGGGCAGCGGCGGCGGGGGCGGGGGCGGGGUCAGCGGCGCGAGCCCCGCCCCCAGGGCCGCGGGGGGCAAGCGGCUCCCCGGCCGCAGGAAACGGACCAGCACCAACCGCAGCCUGGCCGCCCACGUCAGCAGCAUGGCCAAGAGACUCCGCCCAUUGAUAUCCGCCCAAGCCAAUAAGAAGCUCGCUGUGGAACAGGCCGCCCUCGCCAGCCCCCCGCCCACGCCCGCUCCCGAGCCCGCGCCCGUGCCUGUGCCCGCUGGCCCCUCGGUAACAGUGGUGGUGGAGACCGGGCCGGUGGUGUACGAGGAGGAGGCAGAGGAGGAGGAAGAGGAGGCUGAGGAGCCCUGUGUCAGCGCCAUGGAGCUACUGGGGAACAAUGAUUACGGGCAUGAAGUGGACGAGGAAGAGGAGGGGCUGUAGCGGUCGGCCGUGUCCCUGUACCGGCCCUCUGCGACGCACUGACCUGGCUUCCCCCCUGGUCCUCAGGGAGCGGGAGUCACUGCUGGAGGAGAUGGGAGGCUCAGUGAGCCCAGGGAAGGGGCCUGUGAAGGGGCGGAGCAGCUCGGGGGAGGGGUCUAAACAUACCAAUCAACACCAGCUUCUGGAUGACACGGGCAACAAAGAGACCAGUUAUAACAGCCGUGCCGCUAGCCGGCUCAUUAGAGUUCUCUGAGCAGUCACUGUGAACACUCCCUACAGCCGCUGUGUGAAAGUGUCAGCACUGACCACGCCCUGGUGGUCUCAUUCACAGCCCAGACGGACAUUAGUGAGCUCUUCUCCAGGGCUGUUCAAAAUGCCUGUGAACAGGAAGGGGAAGGGGGAAUUAUAAGCUGAUUUGCUCACCCUAUGGUGAGGCUGAGAUUGUAUUUUUGACUUGUCACUAGAUUGUUCUUUGUUCACCACAUCUAGUUUUCUAGGAUAGGUAGGGCUUUAGCUGGAAGUAGGCCUCUGGCCACCCUCCCACCUUUCAAGACAAGGUGUACAGCCCUAUUGCAUCACUAGACUGCUAACUCAUUAUUUCUGUAUGUGAAGUGCAAUUGGCACGCCUUACGGGUAAGACUCUAGACCAGGGAUCUGAAACUCAAAUCCUGGAGGACUUUGGAGUGACUGGUGGUUUUCAUUGUGUGCAACAACUUAAGUGCUUUUCUGUGGCUUUUCUGUAGAUAAUUACAGUAGGAUUCUCUCUCUCUCUCUCUCGCUCUCUGUCUCUCUCUCAACACACCUUGCAUCCACAGCAUCAAUUAGCUGCUGAUUGAAAUUAAAUGAUGUCAACCUGCAGACAGUGCAGCCGUCCAGGACUACAGUUUAAGAUCCAUUGCUGUAAACCCCCGAACGCACACAGUAUCAACGGCAGCUCCAAAGGCAUCCAGCAAAUUAAUUCCCAAAGCAGUGUAGCUGCUCGAAACAGAGCUUUAAAUCAUGAAGUCUGACCAAUAACAGGGCAUCUGUUUAAUCCUGGUUUCUGCAUGAUUCAUAUGCCUUUAAGCUCCAGAACAUAGCUAGCUCUCUUAGCUUUAAUGGAUUUGUGUGGUUUUUUCCCCCAUAUUCUUCUAUUUCCUAUUUAACUACAGAAGUGAGACAUCCUGUAUGUACAUUUUUUGGCAUUGGGUAUGUAUUUCAAUAUGUACAGAUUGAAGGACUACAAAAAAAGGGUUGUUUGCAAAACAAGUAUCCUGUAUAUACCAAUGUACAUGUUAAUAUCUUUGGCUGUACUGUUUUAGGAUUGUAUGUUUUUUGUAUUUAUGUGUUUAGUUUCUUCUGGAACAUUCCAAAAUUUCAAUGGGCAUUUUAUCCGUUUCCUUAUCUCAGCAGGAGCAUUCUCCUCUGUUUUAAAUAAUCUGAUUUUUAAGACGAUGAACAAAUGCAUGAUUGUACAUAUUUUAAUGACCCCACGCUUUGACUGUGCAGCGGGAUUGGCCGCACACCAGCCCAUUCCUUCCGUUCCGAUUGGGCGGCCAGCCUGCUGUCGGCGACGUCCACCAAUGGCAUUUUUAGUAAAGUUCCAUUCCAAGCAG
This is a messenger RNA of Anguilla anguilla (European eel), 3995 nucleotides long. RefSeq names its product transcription factor IIIB 90 kDa subunit-like. Gene Ontology annotation, cellular component: transcription preinitiation complex; nucleus; transcription factor TFIIIB complex. The record is from RefSeq and is a predicted model, not a curated record. The transcript is spliced from 19 exons. NCBI's taxonomy places the organism in Eukaryota, Metazoa, Chordata, Actinopteri, Anguilliformes, Anguillidae. Gene Ontology annotation, molecular function: RNA polymerase III type 3 promoter sequence-specific DNA binding; RNA polymerase III general transcription initiation factor activity; TBP-class protein binding. The coding region runs from base 367 to 2400 and encodes 677 amino acids. Gene Ontology annotation, biological process: transcription by RNA polymerase III; transcription preinitiation complex assembly; DNA-templated transcription initiation.